This is a messenger RNA of Lachnellula hyalina, 1551 nucleotides long. RefSeq names its product putative WD repeat-containing protein (gene SPAC227.12). The record is from RefSeq and is a predicted model, not a curated record. Gene Ontology annotation, cellular component: U4/U6 x U5 tri-snRNP complex. The transcript is spliced from 2 exons. Gene Ontology annotation, molecular function: U6 snRNA binding; U4 snRNA binding; protein binding. Gene Ontology annotation, biological process: mRNA splicing, via spliceosome. NCBI's taxonomy places the organism in Eukaryota, Fungi, Ascomycota, Leotiomycetes, Helotiales, Lachnaceae. The coding region runs from base 1 to 1551 and encodes 516 amino acids.
AUGCAUCCCUCACGUCAAGCAUACGUGGAGGAGGCAGUGCCAGAAGAUGUUGGCAUAGACCUGGCAAACGUCCCUCUUGAUCGCGAAUAUGACAUGCCCUCAGCAACCGCCGGCAUCGCGCCUGAAAAGGCCUCCGCUAUUCUCUCACAAUUCGACCGAAAGCGGAAAGCAGCACAGAUCGCUGUCCCAACAGACGAUGGACGAGUACGUUCGCGAUUACGACAGAUGGGGGAACCUAUCACCUUGUUCGGCGAAGGACCCGGUGAUCGCAGAGACAGGUUAAGGGAGCUUUUAGCUAUACAAGCGGAGAUGGAUGAUAUGGAAGACGAGGAUGGCGAUGCGAGGAUGCAAGAUGCAGAUGAGGGGCAAAAUGAGCAAGAAGAGGAAUUCUAUACCAAGGGUGUUCAGGAGCUGGUAGAGGCGAGGAGGGAUAUUGCGAGAUAUUCGCUGCCGAGGGCAAAAAGAAGGAUUGAGAGUCAGAAGGCCGAGUCUAAGAUCCCUUUACGGACGCAUGUGAAGUUUAGGAAGGGGAUUAAGGAACGUUUGGGUGCUUUUGAGUUGCAGGGUAGUCAGAUGGCGGGCGAGAGACCUGUUAGCAUGACGCGGUUUGCUCCAAAUGGGGAGAUAAUUGCUGCGGGUAAUUGGGGAGGCGGGGUUAAACUUUUAAGUGUGCCGAAUUUGGAGACGAUCCGGACACUGCGUGGACAUACGGAUCGAAUUGGUGGUAUAGCUUGGUAUCCAGGGGCUACAUUACCAGGAACGACAGUCUCUCCGGACUCGGUCAAUCUUGCUUCAGGAGGCGCGGAGGGAAAUAUCCAUCUUUGGUCUUUGAACCAAGAUACCCCUCUGUCCACCCUCGCAGGACAUAAUCAGCGCGUCUGCCGCACUGAAUUCCACCCAUCGGGUCGCUACCUAGCCUCGGCAUCAGAAGAUACUACCUGGCGUUUAUGGGAUGUCAAUACUACGACCGAGCUACUUCUUCAAGAAGGUCAUUCUCGUGGUGUAUUUGCUCUAAGCUUCAACACUGAUGGCUCCCUUCUAGCAAGCGCAGGAAACGACAGUAUCGGCCGAAUUUGGGAUCUCCGCACAGGCCGAACAGUCAUGAUCCUCGAAGGGCACAUCAAACCCAUCUACGCGCUCGACUGGGGCGUUGACGGGCACCGCGUUCUUUCUGGCUCAGGAGAUGGCUGGAUUAAAUGCUGGGAUGUGCGUAUGGUGCGACCAGCAGGAGGAGUGGGAGCACAUAAAAGUGUGGUGUCUGAUUUGAGAUGGUAUAAAGGUCAGGCUGAUCUUUCGCAAGAGAUCAUUCCUGAUAUGGAUGAGCAAGGUGCGAGGAGGCCGAAGAAAGCGGGAACCUUCUUUGUGAGCGGUGGAUUUGAUAAGAAUAUCAACAUUUUCUCGGCGGAUGAUUGGGCGUUGGUGCAGAGUCUGAGUGGGCAUACGGGGAAUGUGCAUAGUGUUGAUGUUAGUGGGGAUGGGAAGUGGAUUGUUAGUGGGGGGUAUGAUCGCACGGUUAAGCUAUGGGGGAGGAAUGAUAUGGAGGCUCUCUGA